AUGCCUUCUCUUACGGUCGCAGUUGCUCAAUCCCGCACGCUCGAAACUCUAGGCGCAACCCUCCGUGCUCUGGAACGCACCACAGCCCUCGCCGCUCGUCGAGGCGUCCACCUCAUCCUCUUCCCAGAAGCCUAUCUGGGCGGAUAUCCGCGGACAUGUUCCUUCGGCUCUGUCGUAGGAGGUCGAGACCCGCGCGGUCGCGACCAAUUCCUGAAGUAUUUCAAGGACGCCGUGGAUCUCGGCGAUACGCCGGCCGGAGCCGGGGAUGACUGGGUUGGUCGGAAGCUGGAGGUUGCAGAGGGGAAGAGGUUCCGCGGCGACGGGACGAGAGAGUUCAUCGAGCGCGUGGCGAGAGAAACGGGUGUCUUUAUAGUUACGGGUUUAGUCGAGAGAUCUGGGGGAAGUCUGUACUGUGCUGUUGUGUAUGUUGAUCCGGUGCGGGGUGUUCUGGGGAAAAGGAGGAAGGUCAUGCCGACCGGCGCUGAACGCAUGAUCUGGGCUCAGGGUUCUACUUCGACCCUCCGUGCUGUGACGACAAGCUUGAAUGGCAUCCCAAUAACCCUCGCCUCGGCUAUCUGCUGGGAAAAUUACAUGCCACUGCUCCGCCAGAGUCUUUACUCCCAGAACGUCAAUAUCUAUCUCGCUCCUACGGCGGAUGCCCGGGAGACCUGGCUCCCACUCAUGCGCACUGUCGGCAUAGAAGGCCGCUGCUUCGUGCUCUCUGCAAACCAGUGUAUGCGCACUUCUGAGCUACCGGAGUGGAUCAGUGGCACGAACACGGAUACGGGCGCAAAGUUGAAUACGGGUCAGAAUGAUCCUGCGGGUAAAUCUGAAACUCCUGGCCGCAAAGUCUCCGUCACUACUGAGGGUCCAAACGAGGUUGUCUUGCCGCAGAUUCAGAGCCAAGUGGAUUCUUCUGUGCGGAAUGCUAAUGGGUCCCUCGCUACUGUGGACGCCGCAUCGGAGUAUGUCUGCCGUGGGGGCAGUUGUAUCAUCUCCCCGCUUGGUGAAGUCCUUGCCGGGCCAUUGUGGGAAGUUUGCACGGAUGACCUGCCGGAUAGUAGCGAUGCUGCUGUGACGGAUGCUUCGGCGCCUGGGGUGUCGGCCACUGAAUCUAGUUCUGCUGUGGCGGCUGGUGAUGGAUUGGCGAUUUCGCGUAUCGAUUUGGAUGAUUGUGAGCGUGGACGGCUGGAUCUUGAUGUCGCCGGUAGUUAUUCUCGGAAUGAUUCGUUCAAGUUUGAAGUCGAAGGGUUGAAUUUGGCGCCUCCGCCAUUUUAG
Messenger RNA from Penicillium paradoxum, 1278 nucleotides. Its product is annotated as nitrilase. Gene Ontology annotation, molecular function: catalytic activity. The record is from RefSeq and is a predicted model, not a curated record. NCBI's taxonomy places the organism in Eukaryota, Fungi, Ascomycota, Eurotiomycetes, Eurotiales, Aspergillaceae. The coding region runs from base 1 to 1278 and encodes 425 amino acids. The transcript has 2 exons.